This is a messenger RNA of Propithecus coquereli (Coquerel's sifaka), 653 nucleotides long. RefSeq names its product oxidoreductase-like domain containing 1 (gene OXLD1). The record is from RefSeq and is a predicted model, not a curated record. Gene Ontology annotation, cellular component: mitochondrion. The transcript has 2 exons. The coding region runs from base 25 to 504 and encodes 159 amino acids. Lineage: Eukaryota; Metazoa; Chordata; Mammalia; Primates; Indriidae.
GUUCCGGGCUUCCGGCGGCGGGCGAUGCUGCGGCGGAGCGUGGCCGGGGGAGGCCGGGCGGUGGCCGCCGCGACUCGCAGCUCGGGGCCACGCUGGCUCUCCAGCUGGGUCGGCUGCCGGAGGCUCCCCAGAGGUGGCAGCAAUCCUCGCAGGUACCAUCCCCAGGCGCAGGCCUGCGGUGGCUGCAGAGAGUUCCGGGCAGACUAUGUGAAGUUGGGCUCCCAACCCAGUGCAGGUGGCACCAAGAGUCCCAAGGCCUCCCUGCCCAAGGGGGGCCCCUCAGAACCCCAGCGCCCUCUGCCACCUGAGCUCGAGCCCCCAACAAACUGCUGCAUGAGUGGCUGCCCCAACUGCGUGUGGGUGGAGUACGCAGAGGCGCUGCUGCAGCACUACCAGGAUGGCGGCGAGCGGGCCCUGGCCGCCCUGGAGCAGCAUGUGGCCGACGAGAACCUCAAGGCCUUCAUCAGGAUGGAGAUCCAGCUCCGGGCAAAGCAGGGCGGCUGAGCCCCCUGGCAGGCACACCCUCGCCCUGGACGAAGACUCCUGCCAAGCAGCUUCCCCCAGGGAGCAGCGACGGCCUGCUUCUUUCACGCCCGAUUUGAGCUCGUCAUGUCCAGUGGGAGUAGGGGGAAUUAUUUAUUGACUUUACCUGA